Messenger RNA from Carassius auratus (goldfish), 1322 nucleotides. RefSeq names its product interleukin-1 beta. The coding region runs from base 136 to 852 and encodes 238 amino acids. NCBI's taxonomy places the organism in Eukaryota, Metazoa, Chordata, Actinopteri, Cypriniformes, Cyprinidae. The record is from RefSeq and is a predicted model, not a curated record. Gene Ontology annotation, biological process: regulation of non-canonical NF-kappaB signal transduction; cytokine-mediated signaling pathway; cellular response to lipopolysaccharide. Gene Ontology annotation, molecular function: cytokine activity. The transcript is spliced from 5 exons.
GGAAAAUCCCGCUGCUCUGUAUAAAAGCUCACUUCCACUGUCACAAACUCAUUCAGCCAAACACUCUCACAAGAGAAACAACGAUUUAAACCAGCUCAGUGACUCUAAGAGGGAACUGAACUAAACGACAGAACGAUGCCAUGCCAAUGCGACAUACAAGAGGACUUCAAACUGGAGAUGUCUUCGCAUCCUCACAGCAUGAGACAAGUGGUGAACAUCAUCAUUGCUGUGGAAAGACUGAAGCACAUCAAAGAAAUCGCUCCUGGCAAGAUUUGUGAAGAUGCGCUGCUCAGCUUCUUCUUGGAGAAUGUGAUCGAAGAGCGUAUGGUUAAUGUAGCACCCACUUACAAUAAGACCAGGCAGACCUUGCAGUGCACCGUUUGUGAUAAAUACAAAAAGACUCUGGUACAGAGCAACAAACAAAGCGAUCCUCUUCAUUUGAAGGCUGUGACGCUGAGUGCUGGAACAAUGCAAUACAAAGUUCAGUUCAGUAUGUCAACGUACAUCUCGAGUGCAACACCAAAAGACGCCCAGCCUGUGUGUCUGGAAAUUUCCAACAGCAACCUCUACCUUGCUUGUACCCAGUCAGACGGUUCUUCCCCCGCUCUGAUCUUGAAGGAGGUCAAAGGCCCUCUGAACACCAUUAAAACUGAUGACCCGAAUGGAAACGACAGCCUCCUCUUCUUCAGGAAAGAGACGGGUACAGCUUACAACACUUUUGAAUCUGUUAAAUUUCCUGGAUGGUUUAUUACCACCGCUUUUGACGACUGGGAGAAGGUGGAAAUGUACCAGAGGCCAACUGAACGAAUCCCAGACUUCACACUUGAGGAUCAAAAACUAAUCCGGACUUGAUCCAGAAACACAUUUUCAGAGAGUAUGUACCAAGUACAGUUUAUAGUCUGGAUUUAUUCAGGGUUGCAAAAAUGCCUGAGCUGAUGUACUGAUGUAUUGAUCAGUUUUUGUUGUUGUUGUUGUUGUUUUUGUUGUCUUUUUCUAUGCUCUAAAUGUGUAUAGUUUGUGUUGGGAUUGGUAAAUUCAUUUUGAACAGCUUUAUUUAUUUCUAGGGCUCAAGCCCAAAGGGUGAGAGCUCUAUAUUUAUUAUUAUUAUUAUUAUUAUUGUUAUUGUUAUUGUUAUUGUUAUUGUUAUUAUUAUUAUUAUUAUUUUCCAACGUCUCUGGGACUUUUGUGGGACCCUUAACCUACUCAAAAACUCUUGGAAUCUGCUGCCAUAAUGUUUGAUAUAUAUUAUAAUUUAUUUUAAAAUGAGAAUUGUUUUACAUUGCACUGAUUUGUAUUUUUGAAUAAACAAGACAUGGAUGUUA